UUUGAGGGUUAUGGAGAGUCCAGGUGUUGUUUAUAUAAAUAUGAUAAUUUAUAUGUUAAGAUAUGUAAAUAAAAAAGUUGAGAAUCACUCCAUGUUCACGCAAAUGCUGCCACCUACAAGCAAUGCCUUUCUUCUUUUAGAUUCUACUCUUCCUCCUCUACCCGUAUGAUGCCAUGUGAAGCCUUUAUAUGUGCGGAUAACUGAGCUCAAUUUUGUUAAGAAUCUUCAGACAUGGCCAUCACCCAUGAUGACCUCUCCUCCAUCAGGAACUACCGCACGGCUGAUAUCAGCAGCAGGCUUAUCGUCUUCCUCGUGGGGUUGUCGGUGCUCGGUGGCCUCACCGGCUUCAUUCUCUGCCUGGCUGGAGAGGCCUCCAGGUCUGAGGCAUCAUGGAUAAUCCUUACCAUCCAGAACAGUGGCAAGAGUUACAGGUGCUCCUACAGUGGCAGUGGGAAAACUCCACUGGCAUUUGCCUUGGCUGCCUUCCUCCUCUUCGCAGUCGCCAUGUUUGCACAGCACGCCUACAUGCUCGUCGCGAUAACCAGCCCUUCGCCAUCUACAGCCAUCGCCUCAACGUCAAUCCCUGACCCGAGGUCGGUCUCACCACCAACACAUGCACAGAAAUGGCAAGCCUGUGCCCUUUUCCUCACAACUUGGAUAUGCUUCGCCAUUGCUGAAGUGCUUCUAAUGAUAGUCAUUGGUGUUGAGUCCGGUCACCUGUACAACUGGACCAAGCCGAGGCUAACUUGUCCGGUGAUUAGACCGGGACUCUUCGCAGUUGCCGGAGUAUUCGGAUUGAUCACCGUCUUCCUUGGAGUGGCGAUGUAUCUGACUGCAUUGAGAACGCAAAGACUUCGUCUGGAAGAGGAGAGAAUGGACCGCCGGUAUCAUCUUGGACAGACACCCGAGCCGCCCGGAGGACCAGUGGCCCUUAGAACAUACCAGAGCCAGGCUCCCAGAAGCACCUCAUCUCUGAAUAAAACCUCAAAUUUACCGCUUAGUGCGUGA
This is a messenger RNA of Phalaenopsis equestris, 1008 nucleotides long. RefSeq lists its product as uncharacterized. NCBI's taxonomy places the organism in Eukaryota, Viridiplantae, Streptophyta, Magnoliopsida, Asparagales, Orchidaceae. The transcript is spliced from 3 exons. The record is from RefSeq and is a predicted model, not a curated record. The coding region runs from base 232 to 1008 and encodes 258 amino acids.